Molecule: messenger RNA, 696 nt
Organism: Pleurotus ostreatus (oyster mushroom)
Lineage: Eukaryota; Fungi; Basidiomycota; Agaricomycetes; Agaricales; Pleurotaceae
Exons: 7
Coding region: 1-696 (231 amino acids)
Cellular component (GO): mitochondrion
Molecular function (GO): acetylpyruvate hydrolase activity
Source: RefSeq, a predicted model, not a curated record
AUGUCUUCCUUGACUUCCUUUAUUUUCCGACAAGGAAAGCAGAUAGUGGCGAUCGGCAGGAACUAUGCGGAACACGCCAAGGAACUAAAUAAUAAAGUUCCAAAGGAGCCUUUCUUCUUCUUGAAGCCGACUUCGAGCUACGUCUUUAACGGCGGCAAUGUCGAGAUCCCAGACGGCAUUGUUGCCCACCAUGAGGUUGAACUCGGAGUCGUCAUUGGCAAGACUGGCAGGGACGUUUCCCAAGCAGAUGCCGAGUCUCUUAUCGCGGGCUACGCCUUGGCGGUAGAUAUGACUGCAAGGAACCUCCAAGACCAAGUCAAGAAACGCGGCCUGCCUUGGUCCGCUGCUAAAGGCUUCGAUACUUUCACUCCAAUAGGUGAAUUUAUCGCCAAGUCGGCAAUUCAAGACCCCCACAACCUCAAUCUGGCACUCAAGAUCAACGGUGUUGUGAAGCAAGAUGGAAACACAUCCGAUAUGAUAUUCCAAAUCCCGCAAUUGAUCGAACACAUCACUUCCAUCAUGACCUUGGCGCCUGGCGAUGUCAUCCUGACUGGUACGCCUUCUGGCGUUGGCCCCGUGGCGGCUGGUGAUAAGAUUGAAUGUACCAUGUCGGAUCCUGCAAGCGGCAAGAUCCUAUCCACCCUCAAUCUGCUGGCCAUCAACCGCAAGGGCGGGUACAAGUUCACACCGGAGUGA